This is a messenger RNA of Linepithema humile (Argentine ant), 1058 nucleotides long. NCBI's taxonomy places the organism in Eukaryota, Metazoa, Arthropoda, Insecta, Hymenoptera, Formicidae. The record is from RefSeq and is a predicted model, not a curated record.
AAAUUCAGUAGCGGCUGCAAAGAUAUCUUAUCCCAUUGUGAGAAGCCUUCUCAGUAGGGAACAACUACGUCAAAGGCCGGAAUUGCCGCAAACCAUUACCGAAUUUGAUUUAAUAUUAUCAAAUUAUCAACCAGUUCAACAUAUCUUUAAGGGCACGGUGACAUCAGAUGAGGGUUAUAAAGCAGUUAUAUUUACAAGUGACGUUCUACUAAAUAUCUUAGUAACAGCAACUGAAAUUUAUAUGGAUGGUACGUUUUCGGUAAUUCCCAGAGUGCCAUCCUUUGCGCAAUUAUACACCAUUCACACACGCUAUAUGGACACGGGUAUAGCAGUCCUCUUUGUAUUGUGCGAAAAACGCACAAUGGGUUUGUAUAACGCAAUUUGGCAAAAAGUGAAAGAGCUGUGUCCAAAUGCGUUACAACAAGUAGAAUUAGUCAUGAGCGAUUAUGAACGCGCGGCAAUGACGAUCGCAAAACAGAUUUUUCCGGAAUCGCGAAUAAUCGGCUGCUGGUUUCAUUUUAAUCAGGCUGUAUUAAGACGUUGGAAAGCCUUAGGAUUAACAACAGCCCCAAGGAAGGUUCUCGGUCUCACUAUGGCUUUACCAUUAUCUCCGAUUGAUGCAUUCGAGGAAGGAUUACAAAUAAUCCAAGAAGAAGCUGAUAUGAUGUCGGCGGAAUAUCCCGCUGUGUUGCAUUUUAUUAUGUAUUUGAGACGUACUUGGCUUCCAAUAAAAGAUAAAGUCUCUGUCUUUGAUACGUCUAUACGAACAAAUAAUUUUGUGGAAAGUUUUCAUUUUGCAAUUUUACGCAAAUUUGGUGGAAUUCAUCCCAACAUUUGGAAUUUCCUUCAUCAUCUAAGUGGUCUGAUCACCGAUCAGGAAAUAAAUAUUGUAAGAUUGACGGAAGGGCUUAAUGUAAAGAGAGCACGGGUUCGAUAUGACAUGAUUCGCGACAAACGCAUUGCAAAGGCGCAAUUUUUACUGACCUUGGGAAGAUAUUCGUUGAAGGAAUUUCUUUUAGCACUGAGCAAUAUGGCACGGUUACCCGAAGAGAAUAUUG